This is a messenger RNA of Entrophospora sp. SA101, 176 nucleotides long. Lineage: Eukaryota; Fungi; Glomeromycota; Glomeromycetes; Entrophosporales; Entrophosporaceae. The record is from the annotation of a GenBank genome assembly.
UCAGCAUAGUUUUGUUGUUUACAGCAAAACUUUUUCCUGAACCAAGUCUACAACAACCAAAUUUGCAACUGGCACCGGAAGGACAUUUACAGGCAGUUUUAGGAGUGCAAACAGAGAAUGCACCAGAAAUGAAAGAUGAUCAAGAAACCCAAGAUAAAAAUAGAAAGGGAAUGUAG